CCGAGGAUGAGGAUGAUGAAGGGACCAGAGGGGAGGUGACAGCGCGCCGGGCCUUGGGGACAGCGGAGGGACGAGCGCAGCAGGAGGAGGAGGAGGAGGAGGAGGAGGAGGAAGGGGACAGGCGGGGACAGGCCGGAGGGAAGCCUCCGGACCCCCCCUCUCCCCCCUGCAAGAGCCGCCCCCUCCCCAAACUCCGCGCCCCCGGCCCCGUGCGCCGCCUCUCGCUGAAGAUGAAACUCCCGGAGCUGCGGCGGAGGCUGAGCCUGAGGAGGGGUCUCCACAGCCCGGUGGGCCCCGCGGAGCCCCCCGAGACCCCCGAACCCCGCAACGUCCUGAGCCGCUACCACCUGGACAGCAGCGUGGCCUGGCCGCCGAGCAGCGCAGCGACCGCGGCGCGCUCCGCCCGCUCCGGCCACCGCAGCGACGGCGACUCCCCGGAGCUCCGCGCCGGCCCCGGGCGGCGACCGGGCGGUCCCGGGGGUCCCGGGGGUCCCGGAGGUCCCGGCGGUCCAGGCGGUCCCGGCGGUCCUGGGGGUCCCGGCGAUCCCGAGGGUUUGGAUUUGGGGUCGUUCCGCCCUUACGGAGACCCCCCCUCGGAGUGUCCGGCGGUGUCCGGCCUGCUCGGGGUGCAGCUGCGGGGGCUGCGGCCGGCGUGGCCGGAGCGGGUCCGCUGCGUGCUGCAGGUGGACGGGGAGAGCCGCGCCCGCACGGCGCUGCUGCCCGCGGCCGCCGCCUUCGUGCGCCUCGAGCACCGCUUCAGGCUGGAGCUGGAGCGGGCGCGGCGGCUCCGCGUGGCCGUGAUGGGCCGGGACGGGAGCGCCGGGCGGGACCGGCUGCUGGGGCACGGAGCCGUGGGGCUGGCCGAGCUGCUCCGGGGUGGCCGCACUCAGGCCCUGGCGCUGCAGCUCCACCCCCGGGGUGUCCUGUACUCGCAGCUGACCCUGCUGCAGCCUCCGGCCACUCCGGCCGCUCCGGCCACUCCGUCCGCUGUGUCCCCUGUGUCCCCUGUGUCCCCAGUGUCCCCAGUGUCCCCUCCGGCCGCCCCCCGGGUGUUCGGGGUGCCGCUGGGGGCGCUGCUGGCGCGGGAGGGGCGCCCCGGGCGGGCCCCGCUGAUCGUCAGCAGGAGCCUGCGGGAGAUCGAGCGGCGCGGGCUGGCCGUGGUGGGGCUGUACCGGCUCUGCGGCUCGGCCGCGGCCAAGAAGGAGCUGAGGGACGCCUUCGAGAGGGACAGCGCGGGGGUGACGCUGUCCGAGCAGCUCUGGCCGGACAUCAACGUGGUCACAGGGGUGCUGAAGGAUUUCCUGCGGGAGCUGCCCACCCCUAUAGGAUCCCCAAUCCCUGAUUCCCAAUCCCAUAUUGUUCCAGGGGUGCUGAAGGAUUUCCUGCGGGAGCUGCCCACCCCUGUAGGAUCCCCCUGA
Molecule: messenger RNA, 1418 nt
Organism: Haemorhous mexicanus (house finch)
Lineage: Eukaryota; Metazoa; Chordata; Aves; Passeriformes; Fringillidae
Product: rho GTPase-activating protein SYDE1-like
Exons: 6
Coding region: 231-1418 (395 amino acids)
Biological process (GO): signal transduction
Source: RefSeq, a predicted model, not a curated record